UCGCAACGGAAUCUCAGCUGUUUGUAAAUGGGUGCUGCCAACCUAGGAUAAUCUUAGCAUUAUUUUUGAACUAACACGUGCAGGAAAUUGUGUCCUAAAUAAAAUAUUAACUAAGAUGUCCAGUCCCAUAAGAAAGGAGCCGUUGCUAUACAUGGAGGAGCACAGAGUCAAAGAGGAUCCACAGGACUAUGGACUGGCCGACGAUGUGUUUAACAUGGAAGUCUUUAAAAAGAAACUGCAAGUAGCAAUCGUCCGAAACGAUGAAGACGGCUUGGAGUUUGACAUGAUAGGCGUGUAUCCCGCCAUAGCUAACGCUUUUCGCCGCUUGAUGCUUAGCGAGGUACCCAGCAUGGCCAUUGAAAAGGUGUACAUCUAUAAUAACACCUCCAUUAUACAAGACGAAGUGCUGGCGCAUCGUAUGGGACUUCUACCCUUGAAGGCCGACCCCAGGCUGUUUGCCUAUCGCACUGAAGAGAGCGGCGAGGCUGGAACCGAGCAGGAUACUUUGGAGUACGAGCUGAAAGUGAAGUGUACCCGCCGCAAGGAUGCCAGCAAAGAUCAAUCCAACUUUGAUGACAUCUACAAGAACCACAAGGUCUAUUCGGGCCAUUUAAAAUGGCUGCCCAAGGGAAAGCAGGCACAAAUUUACAGUGAGAGCAUGGUCAAUUGCAUUCACGAGGAUAUACUCAUCGCUCAACUGCGACCAGGACACGAGCUGGACUUGCGUUUGGUAGCUGUCAAGGGACUCGGCAAAGAUCAUGCCAAGUUCUCGCCGGUGGCAACUGCUUAUUAUCGUCUGUUGCCACAGAUUAAGCUGAACCGCGAAGUUUAUGGCAAGGAUGCCUACUUGCUGCAGAGCUGCUUCUCACCCGGUGUAAUUGGAAUCGAUGAAAAUGAGUGUGCCUAUGUGAAAGACGCCCGAUAUGAUAGCUGCAGUCGCAACGUCUAUCGCUAUCCCCAGCUUGAGGACUCUGUGACCCUGGGGCGUGUGAGAGAUCAUUAUAUAUUCACCGUCGAGUCUGUAGGGUCUCUCAAACCAGACGUGAUCUUUCUGGAAGCAGUUAAAGUCCUUAAAAAGAAAUGCAGGGCCUUUAUAGACGAAAUAGAAGCGGAAUAGUUAUUAUUUAGAUUAGCCGUUCCAGAGUUAAUUAUUCUAUGUACAUAAGAAAAAACGAUAUAAACAUAUGUAAGCUUAA
Molecule: messenger RNA, 1196 nt
Organism: Drosophila persimilis
Lineage: Eukaryota; Metazoa; Arthropoda; Insecta; Diptera; Drosophilidae
Gene: Polr1C
Product: DNA-directed RNA polymerases I and III subunit RPAC1
Exons: 2
Coding region: 116-1117 (333 amino acids)
Biological process (GO): DNA-templated transcription
Cellular component (GO): RNA polymerase III complex; RNA polymerase I complex
Molecular function (GO): protein dimerization activity
Source: RefSeq, a predicted model, not a curated record